CGCUCCACCUCGGUCCCGACUGGACAUAUUCCUCGCCGGCGCAAAAACAUGGGGUGGAAUCCAGAUACAGAUGCUUUAGCGCAGAUUUUAGGAUUAUUACGCGAGUCACAAUCCCCGGACACAAUUGUGCAACAAACAGUGCAACAGAAACUAGAAGAACUCAACAAAUUCACAGACUUCAACAAAUACCUUAUAUAUGUCCUCACAAAACUAACAUCCGAAGAUGAACCUACAAGAUCCCUAAGUGGGCUUAUUUUGAAGAAUAAUGUCAAGGCACACUUUCAUCAGUUUCCCCCUGAUGUGGCACAGUUUAUUAAGGCAGAAUGUCUAUCAGCAGUCGGAGACCCAUCACCCCUCAUCCGGGCAACUGUGGGCAUCCUCAUCACCACCACUGCAUCGAAAGGAGAGCUUUCCUCAUGGCCAGAGCUCCUCCCUAGACUCUGCGAAAUGCUGGACUCAGCAGAUUAUAACGUCUGUGAGGUGAGUACAAUAACUAUCCUUGAUGGAGCUAGGCAGAAGUAUUACAUUAUCUGCGUAUAUAAACGGUCUAAAGAGCUAGGGAGACUAUCCGGCAAGUGCCCUUCGGUCUUGUGUGACUCCUUGCACAUCAGGUCAGGCCAGCGGAGAGUUCCCUACAAUAUCCCCUACGACAUCUUCGUUUUGACUUCUCAAGGCGAGUUCACCAUAGAUGCUUUCUUACAGAAUUUGUUCCAUUUGGCCAUGGACGAUGACCCAGAUGUCCGCAAAAAUGUAUGUCGAGCCCUUGUUAUGCUUCUGGAUGCUCACAUUUCCUCCUUGAUUCCUCAUAUGCACAACAUCAUUGAGUACAUGAUGAUCAGAACACAGGAUCCGGAUGAAAAUGUAGCCUUGGAAGCUUGUGAAUUCUGGUUGUCGUUGGCUGAACAUCCAAUCUGCAAAGAGACCCUGAAACCACACCUACCAAAGUUGAUACCCAUAUUAGUUCGGGGCAUGAAGUACUCUGAAAUAGAUAUCAUCCUUCUCAAGGGUGAUGUUGAGGAGGAUGAGAGUGUACCAGAUCGUAGUGAAGACAUUAAACCUUGGUUCCACAAAUCUCGACACACAAUCCGUCAUGAACCAAUGGAGAAUGGAGGUAGUGGGGAGGAGUUUCCCGAUGACGAGUCUGAUGAUGGUCUAGACGAUGAUUCUUCUCUGUCAGAUUGGAAUUUGAGAAAGUGCUCAGCUGCUGCGUUAGAUGUUCUUGCCAAUGUGUUCCGAGAUGAUAUGUUGCCUGUCAUCUUGCCAAUAUUAAAAGAAACUCUCUUCCACCAAGAAUGGGAAAUUAGAGAAUCAGGUAUCCUUGCACUGGGAGCAAUAGCAGAAGGUUGUAUGAAUGGCAUGACCCAACAUCUACCGGAACUGAUCCCAUACCUGAUCAGCUGCUUGAAAGACAAGAAGGCACUGGUGCGCUCCAUCACCUGUUGGACGUUAUCCCGCUACUGUCACUGGGCAGUUGUUCUCCCUGACCACUCCUACCUCAAACCUCUCAUGUAUGAGCUGCUCAAAUGUGUCUUGGACAGUAAUAAACGUGUACAGGAGGCAGCAUGUUCAGCUUUUGCUACACUAGAGGAAGAGGCAUGCACAGAGUUGGUUCCAUACUUGGCAGACAUUCUGAAGACUUUAGUAUUUGCAUUUAGAAAAUAUCAGGCAAAGAAUCUCCUGAUACUAUAUGAUGCUAUUGGAACCUUGGCGGACUCUGUUGGAAACUAUCUCAAUAAGGAAGAGUACAUUCAGAUGCUCAUGCCACCAUUGAUUGAGAAGUGGAAUGUACUCAAGGAUGAGGACAAGGAUUUGUUCCCACUUCUAGAGGUAAGUUAUUUCACCCCUUCCCAAAAUAUCCAGCCUUAUUUUUUCACUAUAGUCUGUGAUGAGCUGUUAGAUUUUUACUGUAUGAUUUCACUAAUAUCCCUGUUCUGUGAGGCUCCUGGUGCACAGCAAUCGGCAAUGAACACACAGGACUUCAUGAUUGCCCUAGAUGUCUGGCUUCGAGCUCAUGGCCACUGUGGUCAGACGCUUAAUCAGACCAUGGCACAUGCACAGAAUCCCGAGCAAUUUGAAGCAGCAGACAAGGACUUCAUGAUUGUCUCCCUAGAUCUGCUCUCAGGGCUUGCUGAGGGUCUCAAUGGGCAUGUUGGUCAGCUGGUUCAGCAAUCCAACAUUAUGCAGCUCCUUUACCAGGCUAUGCAGGACCCAAUGCCAGAAGUUAGACAAAGCUCCUUUGCACUUCUGGGUGACCUGACCAAAGCAUGUUUCCAGCAUGUGGCUCCUUGUAUAUCUGAGUUUAUGCCAAUCCUUGGUCAGAAUUUGAAUCCAGAAUUGAUAUCUGUCUGCAAUAAUGCAACAUGGGCCAUUGGAGAAAUAUCUGUAAAAUUAGGACCUGAAAUGAGAGUUUAUGUGAACCUUGUCCUAACCGACCUCAUCUUCAUAAUCAACAAGCCCAAUACUCCCAAAACUCUUCUUGAAAACACAGCCAUUACAAUUGGACGCCUAGGCUAUGUGUGCCCCAAUGAAGUGGCUCCCCUGUUGCAACAGUUUAUCAGGCAGUGGUGCAUCUCCCUACGCAACAUUCGAGACAACGAGGAGAAGGACUCUGCCUUUAGGGGUGUAUGCAACAUGAUCAGCGUAAAUCCAGGCGGAGUGGUGGAGGAUUUCAUUUUCUUCUGCGAUGCCAUUGCCUCUUGGGUCAACCCCAAGCAAGAUCUCAAGGAGAUGUUCCAUAAGAUCCUUCAUUGCUUCAAGGAGCAAGUUGGUGAGGAGAAUUGGAAACGUUUCACGGAACAGUUCCCACCUCCAUUAAAGGAACGCCUGACCCAACAAUAUGGAGUGUGAGCAGGUGGUGCUGCGAUCAUGUCAAAACCAGAGCCCAGGAUGAGGGAAUUAGCGUCCUGGCCGAGCUCUGUGGCGUGUGCAGUUAGGAGGCCAGGGGGAUCCUUUCAACCCUGUGCCUGGGUGGGGGGAGGGAUCCACUUCUUCUCUCAGCCACUCUCCUCAGCUUGCCUGCCAUGCAUUGCUGUCUAGCCCUUCAGAAUGCUGAACGCUCUCACUGCAACAUCUGUGGAAGACGUUGAGCCGCAACAGGGAAGGAGCAGGCACUAGCGAGAGGUGGCUGCCGCGCGCAUCGUCGAGGGAGGGACUUCGCGGACUGGGUGGGGGAAAGCGGAGGGAGGGGGGUGGUCAGCCCCUGGUGGGAGGGACUCUAGGUGGGAGGCUUAGUCCCCAGCACAGAACAUCAGCACUAGAACACUUGUGUCCUGCCCCUUAACAGAGGGGUAGUGACGUUUGAGUGGGUGCAUCAUGUAGAGGCUGCCCCAUUCAAGCUACAUUCUCCUGUCACGUAUUUCACAUAACCUUGUAUGUAGGUACAGUGAUGAUUUGUAUUAUGUAAGAUAUGUAAAUACAUGAAGUUUUUAUUUUCUACAUGAUCACUUCUUGUAAUAAGUCUUUCCUUGUGCCAAUCAUGGUAUCCAUGACCAUAUAUAUUUCUCACAAGUCAUUGUUGUUUAGGUCAUGUAGUAUUUUGUCAUUAUUUCUCAUCUAUGCAAGGUGGGCUAGAAUCCAUCUGCAGGAUGUUGUAUUGCAGGAGUGAUGUAGAAGGUCUGGGGUAGCGUGUGCCUCUUUAGCAGUAGAUCUACCAGCCUGGCUCUUCCACUGUCUUCAGUGUAUUGGAUGACCCAAACACUUUUAUAACUAAUAUGGUGCUACAUAUAACUUCACAUACGUGUUGAGCAAAUCACCUAUGUCAAAGUAGAGAAACAAUAAAGCAGAAGUAUGAAUUCUGUUAGCACUUGCAAAUCCCCAAGAGCCCCAUUUUUCUCAAGUUUUAAAAUGAGCUCUGUGGAUAUCAAUGCUUACGUAAAUACAAUAGCUACAGACAGACUAUUAGGCUAAGUGGUACUCAGGCUGGUUGUUGUACUGUGCUUUACUGGUUUAAUCUGAAGCUUUAGGACCUGGCAGAAUUUUUUCAUAUCACUGGUUAAGCCAGUUUGUUACAGUAUUUGGCACUGUUGUAUGAGAUUCUGUCUAAUUUUUUACUAUUAUUAUUACCUUUUUUUUUCCCCCUUUUUAAGAUCCUACUGCUUCAGGGUAAACCAUAAUUUGUUUUCCCAGUGCACACAUAGGACUUAAUGGAAACGACUGUGAUCAUAGUGAUUUUUUGAUUUUUUGUACUGUUAUGCAAAGUAAGUUAAAUAUCACAUUUUUUUCUCUCUUGAAAGUCUUUACACAUGAAUCAUUGAUAGAUGGGUUACAUGCUGUGCAAUAGAUGUUACUGAUAAAAUGAUGUUUAUGAGUGGGGCAUGUUAUAGGGGAAGAACUACAUUGUUUAGUAAUGAUAUCAAGUGGGACCCUUAGCUUCAUUUGUUGUAAAAGGGGUAUAGAGGUUCUUGAAGAGUAAACAUGAGAAACAAAACAAAAUUAUUAGGAUUAAGAGCCAAAGAGUGUUCGAAGUUUAAGUACAUUCUUGAGACCAUUUUCUUACAUCAGACACCUUCCAGAGAUAGACAUAUCAUCUUUGUAUACAUUGUCAACUCUUUGGUUCUUGUUAGGGGGCUGAAAAUGAUAGAAUAUUUUACACAAUAUGAAACUUGAUAUAUGGGCUAAUAGUGAGGGGCAUUUAUUAUUUUUAUUCUGAUAUAGGAUUGAUUUAGGGAUCCAUCGGGGGCAGAUAGGAAUUCAUUGUUAGGGGCAAUUUAACGUAUCUGGGUUAAACAUUUUUGAAAUCUUAAAUUUUGUAAGGGUGACAGUGGCAGUCAGACUACUAGCUAAUAGUCUUUUUUUAGGUGCAUCCAUGUGUACUUGGGAUUGUAGCAACCUCAGAUCAUGGUGGUCUUACUGUCUCUGGCAACCCUGGUAGCAGUUUGUUUGGUGUAUCUGUAGACAAAAUAUUGUCAGUAGUGUUGUUAUUUGCAGUGUUUCUUGCAUGCCCUAAGUAUGUCAGUAUAAUUACUACUUGCAAAUGUAAUGGUGACUUGUUAGUUGGCUACAGGGCAACAAGGUUGUGCAAGUGUUGGCCUUGCUAGCUCCACUUAGGGGUACAUCAUUUUACUCUUGGCCUUUGUAAAUCUUGAUAUUGUACAUGCAUCAAAGUUAUGUUUUUGAACAAAAUUAGAGAACUACUUUUGGAAAUAUAUUUUUACCACUGUACAGUGUGAAUGUUUAGCUACACUGCAACAAGUAAAGGUUUACCCUAGGUGUAUGUAGCAGUUUUACCAGCUAAGAGAUGUUAUUCCAUGCAACACAUUUUCAAUUGGAAAACAAAUGUCAAAAGUUUGGGACAGUUGUAAGCUUUCUCCCCAUGAUUUCCCUCUCUUCUUCAUAGUAUGAAUAAGAAUCUAAAGAAGAUAAUUGAUUGAACAUUUAUGAAAAAGGCUAAAAAUAUAUAAAAAUUCAAAGAAGAUUUCUCAAUUUACAAUCCAAAACACUUGUUUUAAGAAAUUUUAGCAAAUGAUCCCAGGCUUUCAUACCCCUAAUAGUGGAGUUGGUUGGUUCUGUAUAGUGACAAGUACAUAGUUUUGGCCUGCCUUUUUUCUUAUAUUUUUCAUUUAAAUGUAAACUGGCACUCCUCGUCUAGAGCCAAGAGGUUUUAACAUCGGAGGCUUCACUAGUAAUAUUCUAAUGGCAAUAGACUAGACACGGAGCAGCAGUUUAAUGAUUUUUGACCCUCAUGGCACUAUCAGAAAGCUAUGUAAUUAUUUGAUGUAUAAAAUUGUAUUGGUGUAGCCCCAGUCUUGCCCAUUUCUAGCUGCCCAAAAUUGUGAAAACAACCUUCUAAUAUCUUGAAUUUCCUUGUUAAAGGGAAAUGUAAAAAAUAUAUAUUAUUUUUCUUCCUUGCCGACUGCUCAAACAUGCAGUCAAAUCAUGGCUUUCGAGUAUUAUUUUGGUAUGAUCUUAACUUAGAUUGGUAAUAUGGAUGAAGUUUGUCGCCCUUUUUGGAGCUCUUGUCUGUUUUGUCCUAGACUGUGCCUUAAAGUUGGAAUAUUCCCCUGACAGUCAAGUGGUUUAUUUGUUCGCUCUCUGUGUGAACACAUUGCAUGCCAGUGUUGAUAGUUGCGCCAUUAACUGAAAACGACAUAGGCUGGUUUAUGAGGGAAUAAGCUAAUCAAACUUGUGUAUUGUACCCUCAUCAAUAUUGAAUCUGAAUUACUAACAUUAUAUUGUAUGAGUUUUAGGGAGAAAAUAAUGUAACCCUCAAAUGCACCAACAAUUAUUGUAACAUACACACCUAUGCACCUUACUGCUUAUUUGGGGUCAAGACUUGAGAGAAUAAUUAUCAUGUUAGCUUUGAAAAGAAUUGUUAUACACAAUUGCAUUGUUUGAAUUGUGUGAAAGAGAGAGAGAGAGGGAGAGAGAGAGUAAAUUUAGUGUCAACAGACACAAAGGAAGUUUCCAAUAAUGUCACCUUGCAAAGUGAUUCUCAUUUUUGUGAUAGGCCCAGUCAAAUGACAGUAUGAGGUAGGCAAAUUAUUUGAUAGGCUACAGUAUUUGACAGUCAUUUGGCAGUUAGGAAAUCUCCCCCUUGCAUUGGAGCCUCUUAGCUUGCUGUUAGGAAAAUUGUUAGGCUGAUGCCCCUUUGCGUAUGAGGAGGUUUAUAAUAUUGUGGCUAGGUCUGGGAUAGGUUGUAGGGAGGGAUGGAUUGGUCAGAGACACGUGGAUAGGCAAAAGUUAGGAGCUGGGUGGGUGCUUGCAGUCCAACUUGGUUAGCAAUUGCAACACUUUCCAACAUGUAGAGGUAUUUAUAAUGACCAUGUAAAAGAUUGAUGAAAAGAGAAAAUAAGAUUGGAAUUGCUUAUCAAGUUUGGGCAUAUUUUAAUAUUUAAUUUAUUUACCACUCUUAUAGAAUGGAGUGAGGGUGUAUGGAUGACAGCUGUAUUUUUUGGAUGAUUGAUUAUUAUAUGACAAAUUCGUUGUGUACGAAUUUAUUUUAAUGCGGGUCCUCUUCUUAGUUUCUGAUCAUGCUCAGUGAUAAUACUAGAGAUUUAUAGUUAUGGUUUUAACUAGUCAUUAAUGUGUUAGGGUUACAAUUUUAGGUCCUUUUUCUUUUUUAUCUUUCCGAGAUGUUAGGUGUUAGGUUAAUUUUAUUCUAUAUUUUUGCUCAUUUGCCCAUGUUUUAGUACAAAUAUUACUGUUAUUGAUAUCAAUUUUUAAAUGAUAUUUUGUUAACUAUUAAUUUUCAUAAAAAAACGAAUAAGUCUCUCAGGCGCUUGACCCCAAAAGAGUGCAUGUAAGAGUGAGUGUUAACUGUACAUGGAGGAACACCUUCUCUCUUUCCUAGGCCUUUCAUUGUCAUUUGUUGUUGUUCUUCCUUUUUCCAUGUUUUAUAAGUACUGAACAAUAUUAUUUCUUGACUGUAUAGUGUCAGUGUGAUUUGUAUUCCCUUGUUCGUGUUCAGCAUUCUCUUAAUUUACUUCAUUCUUUCCAUGCUGAUAUUAUGACUAUGUUAGUAGCACAUUUCAUAUUCUGUCUCUUUCUAGGUUAUUGUAAUUAUUAAAGUUAUAUUGUAAUUUUUUAUUAUUAUGAUUAUUACUACUAUUAUAGUUACAAAUUACUAUUACUAUUACUUUGUCAUCACCUCAUCAUUUUUCACUAGCAUUGUAAUGUUGUCAUAGGUAUCUGCAUCAUCAUAAUACUGCAUGUGGGUCACUUAAUAGACUGCCCUUUGACAAGUUUUGUACAAAUUGUUGUUUUUUUGCUGUGAUAGGUGUAAAUCCUGAUUUGUAAAACUAUUGUGAUAUACUGUAUGGUCUGCACAAAUUUAGGCUCGAAUAGUAGGUUCUCUGGUAGGUCCUUAUUGGUUAAUUUUGGCUGUAAUUAGCAGUUACUUCGCGUGGCUUUCAUGUAUCUUGGGGAAGGAUACCUUGUUGCCAUAUAUUUUGAUUCAGUGUAACUUGUAUUAUAUAUUGUACAUAGAGAAUUGAUUCCCCUCUCCCCCACUUGACGCAUUUCUGUCACCCCUUUUUUGCAUGUAAAAUGCUUUAGUCCUCCAUUUUAUCAUUUUUACAUAUUUGUUCUGCCUGUCACACCGUACGUUUGGGGCUAAGGGAGUUGUACUCUUAAAUUCAUUUGAUGAAUGCCACACGGUUCUUAAUAUUUAUUAUAUAUCCUCAUGAAACACAUUAACUUGGGUUUCUCAAGUGUGGUAGUGUGUUGUUUGCUACAUAUAUAUGUAAGAUGCUUCUCCCACUGGCCUUGUGAAAGUGUUUUUGAAUUAGUAUCUCAUGCUUUUUACAGUCAUGAAUUUAAGUUGAAGAGUAAAAGUAUUUGAAAUGUCCUGACCAGACUGUAAGGAAAUAUUGUUACUUAUUUUAUACUAAAUAUUGUAGAAUGUAAUAGAUAGAGUAGCUUUGAUUGUACUUUCGAGAAUUCCAUUAAACCUAUGGGCAGUGUGAAGUUUAAUAUGUUGUUGGUUAUUGGUGACCCCAUGCAUUUGAAUACCCAUAUCAAAAUAUCCAUGCAUGAUUUUUAUAUAUAUAUCUAUAUAUACACAUUAAUACAUUCUUUUCAUAAGGCAUUUUAGAUGUUUUCCGAAAAAUGCCUACAUACAGGUGCAAGUUGUGCUUGAGGUGUAAAGGUGUGAAAUCAAUCUCGGCUUGAUGGUUCCUCCAAGGGUUUGCUGCCAAUUGUUCGCUUAGUGGGAGCGCAUUCCACGAGUAACACCACGAGCGAGAACCUAGUUAGUUCUCAGACAAAGAUGCUUUUCCAAGGUCAUAGAUGUUUGUUUGAUUAUUUGGUUUAGAUUCGCUUUUGAUUUCAUUUAUGCUGCAUUUAGAAGUCAAGGAUAAAGAGUGGCAGCUCAACCAUUUUUUUUAAGUAAACAGAACAACGGCAGUCAAAUCCAGGGAAAACCAGUAUGUCAUAAAAACAAAGGUGCAAAACCAGCCAUGUCUUCUUUCCUAUCGCUGUGGUAAAGGAUGAGGAAGUGGUGGCACAGUAGCUUGUAAAGCAUUACCAGUGGCCAAUCUUUAUAUUACUAAUAAUUUUAUGCUCAGGGAGGUGUUGCUGUUCUUAGGUUCACAUGGGUCUCAGGGGUUUCCUAACUAAUCUUAGCGUUUCUCAAACAUCCUUUGUCUCUAGGAAAUUUCCUUUUUAAAUGUUUAAAAAUAAUUCUUUAUAAAUUUCAAAUCCGAUGAAAGAUGUGUUAUCGUAAUCAAGAAGUGGGUUGACAUGUAGAGAGCGGUCAUUUGCUCAUGGUUACUGUAACUACCCCUGCCUCAUCCUAGUAAACACUGUGUUGUUACAAGUAGUGGUGCAUCAGUAUAAAUGGAAUGGUGAU
Penaeus monodon (black tiger shrimp) is the source of this 9286-nucleotide messenger RNA. It is a transcript of the gene Tnpo, whose product is annotated as transportin-1-like. Lineage: Eukaryota; Metazoa; Arthropoda; Malacostraca; Decapoda; Penaeidae. Gene Ontology annotation, molecular function: small GTPase binding; nuclear import signal receptor activity. The coding region runs from base 49 to 2847 and encodes 932 amino acids. The record is from RefSeq and is a predicted model, not a curated record. Gene Ontology annotation, cellular component: nucleus; cytoplasm. Gene Ontology annotation, biological process: protein import into nucleus. The transcript has 24 exons.